UUUUCCAGGGUGUACCCCACCUUCCCGCAGAAUGCAGCUGCGAUAGGCUCCAGCACCCACCGCGACCCCAAAAGGGACAAGCGGUAGAAAAUGGAUGGAUGGAUGGACUCUCCUUCACAAUGCCAAAAAAAGAAAGGAUACAGAAAAGGAAGGAGAAGGAGCGCCAGGAAGCAGCUAAGGGUAGCAGACCUCUUAAUGCAUGGCUAAAACCAAGUACUAGCACCAGAAUUCAAGAAAGACCACAGACCUCAGAAAGUGUCACACCUGAGAGAGAGGCAGAGACCUUAGAAGCAACACCUGAGAGAGAGGAGGAGGAGAGUGUAGAAGCAACACCUGAGAGAAAAGAGGCUUUAGAUGCAACUCCUGACACAGAGGAAGCCAUAGAAAUCCCGGUAAAUGUUGGGGAGGAAGAAUCCACAGGAAGGGAGGCAGAUGAUGCUACUGCAGAGGAAGCCAUAGAUGAGGGGGAAGUUGAAGGAGCUACAAGUGAUGUAGGAGAAGAGGUCUUAUCAAAUAUUGCACUGUUAAAGUAUCCUACAGAUCCUGCCCACCAACAAGCUUUUGAUCUAAAAUGUUAUUCCAGCUAUGUCAAAAUGUGUGUUGAUAGAGGACCAUGUCAACCUGACAGGUUCAUGUUGCACUGUUCAAUGUUCAAUAUUAAAAGGGAUGUCAGGAAGCGGCUUGCAGGUAAGAGUCCAAACCCCCCAAAGAACUCCCAAAUUCUGGUUUGUGACUGCAAGCGACAGAUUGGUGAAGCAUAA
Messenger RNA from Entelurus aequoreus (snake pipefish), 761 nucleotides. RefSeq lists its product as uncharacterized. Bases 99 to 761 code for a protein of 220 amino acids. The record is from RefSeq and is a predicted model, not a curated record. Lineage: Eukaryota; Metazoa; Chordata; Actinopteri; Syngnathiformes; Syngnathidae. The transcript has 4 exons.